This is a messenger RNA of Emericellopsis cladophorae, 1653 nucleotides long. RefSeq names its product putative metallocarboxypeptidase-like protein. The transcript has a single exon. The record is from RefSeq and is a predicted model, not a curated record. Lineage: Eukaryota; Fungi; Ascomycota; Sordariomycetes; Hypocreales; Bionectriaceae. Gene Ontology annotation, biological process: proteolysis. Bases 1 to 1653 code for a protein of 550 amino acids. Gene Ontology annotation, molecular function: zinc ion binding; metallocarboxypeptidase activity.
AUGAAGUUGGGUGUCGCAGCAUGCAUUGCGCCUUUGAUCUUUGCCAGCGCUGUCGGCAGCGUCGGGACAGGCGCGCAAACCGAAAGCCGGGCCACAUCAGUCCAUGGCAAUAAGCGACUUUUUCCCUGGUUGACAAAGCUCCGCGAUGGCACAGUCGAGGCGAUCUUCGGGCGCCAUCCUCAUAAGCCUGUCCUCGUCCCCGGUCCGAUACGGGCGCAGUACGCAGACCAGCUGGUUUUGCGUCUGAACUUGAGCAGUGCUGCAGAUGAGGAAGCAUUGGGCAAGGCAGUGGACCGUCUCUUCCUUGACGUCUGGUCCUACACCCAAGACUAUGUUGAUAUUCGCCUGGGAAGGAACGAGGUUAAACCACUUCUUGGGUUGCUGCCAGAGACUCUGCACUCGUCGUACUCGGUACUGAUCCCCGACUUGGCUGCGGCUGUGUAUCGAUCGCAGUCAUCCAGCGAGCCUGAGACGACAAUCAUGCCCGAGACUAUGUACGCAGACCUUGAAUUAUCCGAAACGCCUGCGGACCGUGCCGGAGACAUCCUCUUCUUCCAGGACUACCAACCUUUGCCAGUGAUCAUACGAUGGAUGCAAUUGCUUGAAGCCAUGUUCCCGUCGUAUGUGCGAUACAUCACGAUUGGUAAAUCCUUUGAAGACCGCGACAUUCCUGCUUUGCGCGUCGGCCUGCCGGUAUCAUCAGGAACGGCGACAGCGCGCAAGACCAUCGUCGUGACCGGUGGCCUGCAUGGACGCGAGUGGAUCUCGACGACUUCAGUCAACUACUUGGCUUGGGCUUUCAUCACUUCCUUUGGAAAAGAGCGCUUGAUCACAAAAUUACUGGAGCAUUUUGACAUUGUUUUCGUCCCUGCCGUCAAUCCUGAUGGCGUCGAAUAUACUUGGAACGUCGACCGGCUAUGGCGCAAGACCAGACAACAGACAAAUCUCCGCUACUGCCGUGGCUAUGAUCUUGAUCAUGCAUUCGGGUUCGAAUGGGACAGGACAGGGACUCAGAACGACCCGUGCUCGGAGAGCUACGGUGGUGAGCACUCGUUCCAGGCUGUGGAAGCCAUGAGAUUAGCCGAAUGGGCGAAAAACGAGACCGCCCUCAACAAUGUCAAAUUUGUCGGGCUGCUGGACCUCCAUUCAUACUCACAGCAAGUUUUGUUCCCAUAUUCGUACACGUGCGACGUCGACCCCCCGAACUUGGAGAAUUUGGAGGAGCUGGCAGCCGGCAUUGCGAAAGCCAUUCGUCUUUCCAACGGCGAAUCAUAUUCCGUCACCUCGGCUUGCAAAGGUGCCGUAACCAUGAGCGAUGGUGGCAGCGGCAGCCAUAAAAGAGUCGAGCCGAGGGGCGGCUCAGCUAUUGACUGGUUCUACCACGAGUUGCGCGCCCACUUCAGCUACCAGAUCAAACUCCGGGACACAGGCGCAUACGGCUUCCUUUUGCCGAAGGAGCAUAUCAUCCCAACAGGCGAAGAGAUUUUCGAUGCGAUGAAGUACUUCGGCGACUAUCUUUUGGGCAAUAAUGGUAUUGAGCACCUUUCUGACCCAGGGAGUGUGGUACAGCACGCGGCAGAGUCAGAGACCAAGACCGACCCAGGCCUAGAGAUGGACGGAAUGGAAUUGAGGCGCCGCAAGUCACGUCGUUGA